This is a messenger RNA of Galendromus occidentalis (western predatory mite), 3595 nucleotides long. Its product is annotated as protein brunelleschi-like. Lineage: Eukaryota; Metazoa; Arthropoda; Arachnida; Mesostigmata; Phytoseiidae. The transcript has a single exon. The coding region runs from base 1 to 3531 and encodes 1176 amino acids. Gene Ontology annotation, cellular component: trans-Golgi network. The record is from RefSeq and is a predicted model, not a curated record.
AUGAGCAUCGCCGAUUUCCAGGCAACCUUUGAAGACCACUCGUCGAUCCUAGUCUUGGUGAAAUGUCAGCGCAUCGACGACCAGCGGGAUGAGGCCAUCCAGAACGUCAUACGGAGAAUCCAGAAACUCCGUUUCUGCCGGGCAUCCGACGUGCCGGCAGUGAGCAUAAAGUACGUGAACGAUUAUCCGGCCCGGCGCAACGAAUGGCAUCAGUUCCAAGCCCAUCGGGCAGUGCGGGGCGUCAUAACGGUGGGUGAAUACCGAGGCCCCGGCAAUGUCCAGUGGUCCUUGAACAAGCACGGUGAGCUGGUAGACCCGUACGAGAAAACCGUGCUCGAAACCCGUUGUGUUUUCGUGGGUAAGGACAUCCCCACACAGCCGUCGGAGAAUCCCGUGAACGACGCAGACUGCCCCUCGAACCUCCGUCGAGAACAGUGCCUUUUCUACGCCCCGGACGAUCUCUCCCAGGUGGAGGAAGACAUCGUAGAUUUCGUAUCGAACAUUGUCAUCGUGCUGAAGUCCAGUAGAAUACGACUCGAGCAAGAUGUCAAUAACAAGAAAGUCGACGAUAAAAUGCUCAUAGCUCCGUUCGAGAAAAAGGACCUCGUCGGACUGGACGUCGAUAGCCGUCAAUACCGGAAGCGAUGGGUCGCUCGUAAUAAGAAAAUGCUAGCCGACAUUUCCCUCCAGCUGGGCUUCGUCCAAGAAGCCCUGUCGUUGUACGGUGAGGUCAUGGAGGUUUUCAAGGCAGUCGGUGACUUUCUGUGGCUGGGAGCGGUCUACGAGGGCCAAUGCGCCGCUUCGGUGGGACAUCUGACGCCACCGGGACGAGGAGGAGGUCUCGUAAGGAACCAGAGUUUCCCCAUGAGAGCUAGAAGGAAUACGCCGACCCUGUUGAGUAAUCCCACUCUCACUCAUGCGGGAAGCUGCAAGAGCCUACCCGUCGACGUGGAUCCCAUCGAAGCCAAACAGUUCGGCCGGGAUCUCCUAACCCUGGACGAGAUCGUAGACAAAGUACGAGAGUCGAACGCGAACUACGAGAGGUUCACCAGCGCGGUAGGACCUCACGUGGAGCUGAACUUGAAGCUCACACGGCUCCUAUCGACUUUCGAGCGGCGUCUCCAAGCGACAGAUUUCCUGCAGAUGGCUGUGGUCACCUAUUGCAGGAUAAACGAAGGGUCCUGGAAGCUCGGCUGGUACGAUGUUGUCGCACAACUUUACCGGGACAUCGGCUGUCUCCGGAAAGCAGCUUUCUAUACGCGAAUCGGUGCCGUGCAAGCGGCCCGAGUGCACGACGGAAUCAAAGCCAACAACGCGCUCUGUUACCAACUGAUGGUCAAAGGUCUUCAGGGCUACCAAGUCGAUCUGCUCGCGAGCAAUCCGUACGAAGGACGUCGCUGGCAUCCGUUCUCCACCCCGCAACCGGUGCUGGGCUGGUCCAGGCUCCAGGCAACGCUGCUCAGUGACCUCAUACUGACGGCUGACCGUCUCCAGGACGGCAAGAAGCUCGCGGCUCAUCACUGUGUCUAUUAUCUGUGUUAUAUGUUUCCGUUUCUGGAAGCACACGAAGCUCAUCAAUGCGCCAAAAAACUCGACGAGCUCACCGCGGAAACGGGACCCUUGCUCCUGAGCGGAAUCAAGAGCGAUCUCCUCGAUGAGCCUCUUCCGGAAAUCCAUUUGAUAAAUUAUCCUCUGGUUACCAAAGUCAAGCCCUUACCCCUUGCCGCCGAACCCACCAAGUGGAGAACGUCCACGGCCAGCAGUCAGCCCGAUGGAGGAACGCCCUUCAUAUACGCACCGUCCAAGAACAAACCCAAUGCCCGUCAGCCGGGAAUCGAGAACGGGGGAAUCUUCCCAUCGAAAUGGGUCAAGGGUGAAGUGGUCAGCGUCCAGAUGACCUUCCAGAACGCCGCGUCGUUCGCUCUCCAAUUGAAAGAUUUGAAAUUGAUCAGCGACGGAAAUUUCGAUUGUUACCCCUGCUCGUUCACAAUCGGACCGUCCGAGAGAGGAUCGGCGCCGAAUUCUCUCGACGUCCUCAUCAAAGGAACACCGAGGUCGACAGGAGUGAUCCGGAUCCUCGGGUACGAAUGCCUCGUGCUCGGGAUCCGAACCCGGUGUUUCUUCAAGGAUGCCAAAUGGAUGCACCGGAAGGUCGUGCCCGCGCCGUCGGAUAAUUCCAAAGAGUUUUCUAAGAAUUUCGAGUUCAUAAUUAAUUGUGUGUCUGAGCUGCCGCUGCUCGAGGUCUCCGGUGAAUUACAGAAUAACUCAGAGAUCACAGUUUACGGUGGGGAGACGAAAAACUACAGAGUGAAACUGCACAACAAAAGCUCAGUCCCAGUCGAGAUGAUCGAUAUCAGCAUAGACGGCUCCCGCAAAGCCUCCAUCGAGUGGAACGAAGAAGAGCUCAAGAGUCAAUUGCCUAUCGCUCCCGAUGCGACGGUCACAUUUCACAUUACCCUGACCGGUAGCGAGAAUUUCAUGGCGAGCCAGAAGACGAGCGAGCAUCUGAGAACUUCAUCGGCGUCACCUUCGCCGAUGGGCACCCCGAGCAUGCGACGAUUCCAGUCCACUCCGAAUACUCCACAUCGGAACCAUUUCCACGUGCCAGCCGAAAGCGCCACGGACACGGUCAGCACCGAUAUCACGAUAUCGUAUUCCGGGGGCGCCGGGAUGGAAGAUAAUUACGCCCGAAAAUGCUGCAUCAAGACCCGGCUGACGGUCCUGCAGUCGGUGAUAAUCACCCAGUGGGAUGUUUUGCUGGCCGAUUCAGCUGAUGAGUGCUAUCUAGUGUUGGACAUCGAGAAUCGAACGUCUCACGAGGUCGAGCUCGAGUACCAGGAGGGCAAAUCCCUAGCGGUCGAGAAAAAGUGCAAAAUCCCCGUUCUCAUUCCGAGAUGUAAACCGUCCGGCGGCGACGAACACCUCGAGGAACUCUGCCGUCAACACAUAGACAAACAUGUCAAACUCAAGUGGUCCUUAACACAACAGCAGCGCCAGGUCACUGGCUACGCGAACCUCAAUGAAUGCAAGUGGAAUCCGAGCCAGAUCGACACAAUUCUGUCGGCAUCCGUGGCAUGUGAGGUUUUCCUCCAGAAACAUCCCUACAAUUCAGACGACGAGUUCAUCCUCAAGAUGGGAGUGCCGCUCAGCGUGCAAGUGGAGGCGCAGAACUCGUCGUUGUGCUCGUUGCAGGAGCUGCUCGUCUCCCUCCAUGUCUAUCAAGACUAUCAGAACGGCACAACGCAAGUGUCCAAUAUCUGCUUCCAUGGACCGCACAAGAUUCCGAUCGAGAGCAUCGAGCCCGGUCAGAAGGUCAGAGUGUCGUUUUGUCUGCUAUUUCUGUUCGUCGGAGAUUACAAAAUCGAUGUGGACUGCUCCACCCUGAGCGGCGACUGUGCGAAGGCGGUCAGUAGUCAGGUCGAGAUCCGAGGCGACACCCCCAAGCAACAUCCUCUCUGGAGAACAUGCCCACCGUUGAAAAUUACGGUCGUCGAUCUGGAACGGGACCCCCUACUGUCUGUGCCUCUAUGAUGAUCAGACGCUUGAGCUUUCAACAGUAUUCCAGACAGAUGAGAGAAUGGUCGUAUGAGAGAGC